AUGGAUAAAAUAGACGUUCAAAUCGCUGGUUCGAUUAAAAUUCUAAAUAAUUUCUUAAUUGAGGCUCCUUCUCUGUUUAAUAACGAGCUGGAUCUAGGUCCACUCCAUCCACAUGCUCUAAUACACAGAAUACCACUAGAGAGCGAAUCAAAUUACAUUCACUGCAUUCGCUGGUUAAACGAUCUCUACAUAUCCUCAUCCGACCUAUUCAAGAUCGUCGGCUUUAAACUUGUCUCUCUCGGCAGACACAUCCGUGACCACAGAAAACUCAACGAGGGCAUCUCUUCUGACCUACGCAACUUAAAACCUGGUAUUGACAGCAUCAUUCAAGAUAAUGGCAGUGAACUUCUCGAUCUUCUCUUCAGAUAUGGCGCUAUCCGCACCCAGAAGAAGCAAAAGCUCUUCAAUUGGCACGCUGUGCCGCAUGACAGACUUUUUCUCGACGCCUUGGAGCGUGACUUGAAACGCGAGGCUGCCGGCAACCCCGCCUCUACAAUUGCAACUUUUGAGCCCAGCUUCAAAUUCAAAUGGCUCCAUGACUGCUCUCUCCACCAACAGCUCAACGACAACAACCUCUCUCACGUCUUUCUCCUCGGCACAAAAAAUGGCUCUGAGUUCUACAAGCAGGGAAAGACUCUGAGAAAGAUCUUACAGAAGCGCAGUCUUGCACACAAAGACACCCCUUCCAAACUGCCCCCUUGGAACCACCUCGAGCACCUCACUAACGAGCUACCCGAUGAGCGCACUUUCCGGUGUGACGAAUGCGGCAAAGCGUUUAAGCGGCAUGAACAUCUCCGCAGACACAGGCGGUCCCAUACCAAAGAGCGUCCAUUUAGAUGUGACGUGUGUCUCAAGUCUUUUACCCGCUCUGAUAACCUCGCGGUGCAUACCCGCACACAUUCGAGAGACGGCAAGGAUGCCUACCGCAGCUUCCAUAGUAGUACCCAUAGUGGUUCCCUCGCAAGGACUUCAGACUCAGACACUCUGUCUGACUGCUCGUACAUGUCUUCGCUUACUAACUCAGACUCAGCCAGUCAGUACUCGUCGCGCCCCUCUUCCUCCAGCCAAUAUGGCUCACCAGAGCAUCUCGGCUUGCUACCUUUUGGAGAAGCUAUUGAGCCUUCAUCUGGCCCAAUGCGCAAACACCGUUCUGAGGAUUCUUUUGCCAGGGAGCUGAAUUAUUUCGAGCAGCAGCAGGAGCAACAACAACAACAACAACAAAUACACAACACUGGGUAUUCUCAACCACAAACCAUUUACGGCAGCUCGCUCCCUACAAUCAGUACCAUGAGCUCUGUUUCUCCUUUCGAUUUUGGCCACAUCGGUCACCUUAAUCACUUUGACAUGGCCUACGCUCCCAUUCAGCACACUCAGUCGUCUAACUUGGAAUUCGAUUACACCGUCCCACGCACAACCCAAUCGCUUCCCUCCUUCGACACUAUACCAGCCUCUUCAACACAUUCAUUCUACGAGGACGACUUUAGGACACCAACUGUAGCUAGCUUCGGCUUCACUUGUCCGCCCACGUCUGCUGAUAGGAUGUCGGCGCUCGGGCUCGGCGAAGACUAUACUGAUAACGGCGAGGGUCAGUUCGCUUACCAGCCUCCGCCCCUCGUUGAAGAUUCGGUUCGCACGCCUGGGCCGAACAACUAUCAGUACUACAACGCGAGCUUGGAGUAG
Wallemia ichthyophaga EXF-994 is the source of this 1680-nucleotide messenger RNA. RefSeq names its product Transcription factor steA. Gene Ontology annotation, biological process: regulation of DNA-templated transcription; sexual reproduction. Gene Ontology annotation, molecular function: DNA-binding transcription factor activity. The record is from RefSeq and is a predicted model, not a curated record. The coding region runs from base 1 to 1680 and encodes 559 amino acids. The transcript is spliced from 2 exons. Gene Ontology annotation, cellular component: Tec1p-Ste12p-Dig1p complex; nucleus; Ste12p-Dig1p-Dig2p complex. Lineage: Eukaryota; Fungi; Basidiomycota; Wallemiomycetes; Wallemiales; Wallemiaceae.